This is a messenger RNA of Kickxella alabastrina, 1214 nucleotides long. Its product is annotated as mediator complex, subunit Med20. The coding region runs from base 132 to 806 and encodes 224 amino acids. The record is from RefSeq and is a predicted model, not a curated record. Gene Ontology annotation, cellular component: mediator complex. The transcript has a single exon. Gene Ontology annotation, biological process: regulation of transcription by RNA polymerase II. Gene Ontology annotation, molecular function: transcription coactivator activity. Lineage: Eukaryota; Fungi; Kickxellomycota; Kickxellomycetes; Kickxellales; Kickxellaceae.
ACGCUGCAAAGACUCCAGUCGUCAUCCAAAAUAAUGAACCGUAUGUCAAACAUCAUUUUCUCUACUAUAUUUUCCCCCGGGCUCUCGACUCUAUUACACAUACAUAUAUAACAAAAUAACAAGUAGUCACUAUGGCUGGGUCAACAUGGGUACUGUGGUGGAAGGACGCACAGGGCACAGCAUCAUUGGGCCUGCUCCAAGAGCGGCUUUUGCGCGGCCUGCGCGCCACACUCAAGGGAAGAUGGAGCAUGGACACGCGGCUAUUCCACUCGCAGCACAACUUUGUCGAGCUCCAAGGGCUUAAAGUAUCGAGCGACACCGAAACAACACGUACCGAGGCACGCGGCACAGCCUCGGACCAAUCCAUGUACCUUGUGGCUCGCGGCCAGGGCGCACAAAGGAGGCAGUUUUUCGUAAUGGCCAGCAACCGCGUUGUGGUCGAGGCAGAGCCGGAGAUGGAGUCCGUCGUUCUGCGGCUCAAGAACCUGUGGACGCCGCGGCAAUCUGCGCGCAUCGAAGGUUACAGCUACGAGGGCGACGAUUGGGUUAUUCGCACGGGGAACCUAAUGGUGGGAACGAGUUACAAGGGGCUGGUUAUUGAAAUCAAUUACUUGCCGUGCUCAAAUCCCGAACAAACCAGGGGGCUGAUGCGCGAACUUCUCGUUAUGAUUUUGCCGCCAGACGCACAGGUAGACACCAACAACGGCGUUGACUAUCGCAGGGCAUCGCUGGAUCCUUGCCGGAUGACCGAUCGCCACACCGCAUACCAAUACGUCCAUCUAUUCACGCAGAGCAGCCUUCUUUAGCUUUUUUCUUUUUUCUUUUGUUUUGUUUGAGUGCAUGCGGAGGUUCGGGCUGGUCAUAUUAGCCUCCAUUAGUCCAUAUUAGCACAUGAAGUUUCCAUAUUUAGAAAUUUCGGCUUUUCAUUAUCAGCAACAUUAGCACCUCCCCCAAAAAAGGCAUAACCACCACGUUUAACUUUGUAUGUGAACCUCCAAACAUAAAUGCCAUGCCGUGUCGCCGGCGGUGCGGUUGUGAUCAAGUGAGAUGAAUGCUGCCGAAAUCAGUGCUUGUCUAAGCAAUGUUUUUCAUUUAUAUUUUCGGAUAAAGAGGCUGAAACAAAACAAGACAUGAGGCACAUUGGAUAUGUUGUGUCGCUGUUUGCUGUUAGAGUUUUCAGUACUAUUUUUUUGUUGAGCGAUUUUUCAAGAAAG